Symbiodinium necroappetens is the source of this 3567-nucleotide messenger RNA. The record is from the annotation of a GenBank genome assembly. Lineage: Eukaryota; Dinophyceae; Suessiales; Symbiodiniaceae.
AUGGCCGAUCUGCAUCGGCAACUUAAACAACGCCUACUUUGGCGCACCUGGGCGGCAAUUGCGCGUCAAAGCGCGGCGGCUCGGACAGCCAAGCAGCGUAAGUUUGAACAGUGCCAAAGACUAAUCGACGAACAGCUGGCUCAAGCCGAGGCUAAGAGUACGAAGGACGGGAGUCACUCCCUUUACAAAGUCAUCCGUACCUUCAAGACAGGCAAACCUCAUGAAAGGGUGCAGCUCCGUGACGAGCAGGGCCGAUUUCUCACCACAAAGGAAGAACGCAGGGUCCUCGAGGAAUACUCAAAAGAUCUGUUUGGGACGGGAGAGGACUUUCAGCUGCAGGGUGCCAUUGGUUCCCUAGGAAUGACCCCCUCAGAUGUCAUGGAUCAGCUUCGGUCAAUUAAGCUGGGCAAGGCAGCGUUUGACAUGGUUGAUCGUAGACGUUUGCGAGCUCUCUACGACAUGACAGCCAGUGAUCAAGCCUUCAGUAUAGCCACUAGACGUGGCAUCAAGCAAGGGUGCAAGUUGGAAUCGCUCUGCUUAUGCGACCUGCUCCUGGACCAGCUCAUGGAGCUCGGCUUCAAAGUGAAUCCGGAAAAAUCGGCGCUGCUUCUUCAGCUGCACGGGGGCUCAGCACAGCAGAUCCGGCAAAGCCUAAUAAUCACCAAGCAGGGAGUCAAGUACGCCCAGCUCCCUUCCGGCAGGCUGAUUGCACUGAAACAACAGGUUCCUUACCUGGGAAUCAUUAUUUCAUACCAGGACUAUGAGAUGAAGUCUCUUCGACAUCGUCUGCAAGCCAGUAAAGCUGCAUUGAAGGAGGUAGCUCAUGCAGUCCGAAACAGCCGAGCCAUCACCGAAAAGCGCAGACUGUCGAUUUGGCGCAUCACCGCUUGGGCGUCGGCAAUGUACGGCCUGCACGUGGUGGGCUUAACACCGCAAGGUCUCGCCCAGCUAGAGUCGCACAUGAUUUUUCAGUUGCGUUUUGUUCUGAGGAGUUACUCCCAGAAUACGCACGAAAACAAUCAGCAGUUCAUUCAGUGCAGAGGCUUUAAGACGGCCAAAACCCAGGUGCUGCAGCGCCUGAAGCAGUUCAUUAAACGGCAGCACAAGGGAGACAAAGCAGCGCUUCUGCAGCACUAUCUGCCCAGGGCUGAGAGGCUAUCGGACAGCAUGCAUCACCUUGUCGCAGCAAUCAGAACGAGCGACGCAGAGCAACAGCAACAACAAGUGUGCACAGAAUGUGGAUCUCUCUUCAUGGGCACAGGCCCACGAUUCGACCCCAAAAAGCACACUAAGGCUUCCACUUGUCCGCGAGUGAGCGUGCUACUUCAGAAUGUGGAAGAGGCCGAGACCCCUUUGACUGAGCUAGAUCAGGUGCAUGAGAACGUCAAGCAGGAGGCCUUUCGUGACCCAGUUAUGCGCAGAGUCCAACAAAUCAUCACACCACGACUUCAGCUUCAUAAGGUCAUGAUGAAGAAGGGGAGCACCUGCCGCUACUGCAGAACCAAGAUUGAUGCUCCUGGCAGACACUCCGAGCAGUGCGCCAAGCCAAAGUCAAAGGCGACGCAGGCCCAGGUAGCGUAUCGAACCAGCCAAUUAGCACGAAUUACACCCGAGCACCAUUCCCUGGAGCCAGUCAUACGAGGCUGGACAUUCGACGGGAAUCAGCAGGACGCAGCUGAGUUUCUUAGUACAAUACUCCCGAAUCUCUCCAGCACAAAGGUUGGAUGCUGGGAGACGCGGUCUCCUAUGGAGACUGGCUACGUGGUUGACGAAGAAGGGACCUCCCCAAUAUUCCUGAAUGUACCGCUGACCGAGGAUCUUCAAAUCAUGAUUAACCAAUGGUGCAGGCAGUCGCCAGUGCGCGCCCUGGUUGCAGCGGAGCAGUUCGUAUUCCUAGCCUUGCCAAGGUACGCAGGAGAUGGUAAGAACAGCAGUCCCAUCCAACUCUCGGAGGCACUGCAGCUUCCUGUUUAUGAAGGCGCAGGAUCAACUCUGACCUGGCAUCCCUUCAGAAUUCGGGCUGGCGUGGUCCAUCUGGGAGCAGAGCCCACCUCAGGGCAUUACAGGAGUUUCGUCCGAGCUGAUGCACAGUGGUACCUAGGUGACGACUCCAGUCCCCCCUCUGCGUGCCAGCUCACCGAUCCGCUGAUCUCAGGCAAUUGCUAUCUCUUGCUACUUGAGCGUCAGCAAGCGUUGCCAAAAAUGUCACUGGAAGAUUUCUUCCGGGGCGCGCCCAUGUCCGAUAUAUCUUCAAAGCGCGGCGAGGCCCCGAAUCAGACUGGUGGAGAUUCUCCCCAGAAGCGACCGCGGAGUGGAGUAACUCCCUCAAUCAAGGGACAGGGCAAAGGCAAGCAAGCUGGACAGCGGCGCAGAGACGGUAAGACGUCCGACAUGCCAGAAGAUGAUCUCGUGAAUGCAGUGGCUAGGCUCGUCAUACGACAUGACGAGCAACUGCUUGCGCUGACAUCUGAUCUUUGCUACAUCUCCUAUGUCCGCGCAGAGGCCCAUUCUGUUUUGCAGGAGCUUCAUGAAGAGAGCAAACGUCAACGAGGCAUGAUGGCCCCUCCCUCGCCCCCGAGACAUGCGCUGACUCUCCGAUUCUUCCAGGCUCUCAAACAAAGAGUUAUGAAGGUAAGCCAGUCAGAGACGGUGCAGCAGAAACUUAAGCAAGAUGGUGUGUUGACUCUGCACGGGGAAUGGCCUUACUUCGAAUGGAGCUCGGAAAGCCAGUCAAUGGUAGAAUCCCUGGAGGAUCCGCUGAGUAUGUCUCAGCUGCUCUCUGGGCUGGGCGAUGUUAUCUCGCGGCUUGAAGCAGACACGACUCAGGUGACAAUGUUUAAGACGUCCCGACCUAUUGGCGACAAGAUGACAGGUGGCCCGGUACGCGAGCAGGGGGGAGAGUCCGAAUGCCUGGGAAUAAAGUGCGUUGGACUGCAUAAGCGCCUGGCUAGCAGCAUUGACUCUUUCGCGUUAUCCGAGGUUUGGCGUGGAGCCAGAUUGCCCUGCACGCAUAGGUUCAACAUGCUCAAGGUGCUCCUUCCGGUAUUGGCAGCGUUGUAUCAUGAGACUGAGGUCCCGGCCGGUAGCGAGUCACUCCCCGGUUCGUACAUCACGCAGGUGCAGUCCUUGAUCCAAGCGAAGCUGGUGAAGAUCAAGGCACAGUUGUUCCUUCUUGCGGCGGAGUUACUCCCCGCAGACAAGCUGAAGCGCCUGCAUGCGUACUGUGAGACCCUAAGGGGGUACGAUGAGUGGCAGGAGAUUAAGCUGCAGCGGAGACACUCCCUCGGCCAGGUAGCGAUGAUGUACUACGCGAUGGCUAAGUCGCGAGAGCCUACAGAAUUGGGCUGGUCGAGGUUGGCGGGCUUCCUCUACGAUUUGGAAGGCGCGUCCCGUGAAACCCAAAUUCUCGGGCAUACGCAGUCUCUGUUGCCGGACAACAUUCGCCAUCAGUUCGAACUGGAUGCCGAGAUCAUGCGACAGCGCCUUUUCAGGGAAGACGCUGAGUUAAACGCGGCGAUAGCAGAGUGGGACCUGAAGCGCAGUGAGCUCCUCAACGAGGAGUGGUGA